AUGGCUAUGGCUGUGGCUAUGUGGCUUUUAUCCUACAUCCUCAAGCUGUUCAACCCCACCCUGCUGGGUGCCGCUCCGGGGAAGACGGUCCACGGCAUGCAGGCUCAUAUCAGUGAGACGGGCUUCAACCUGGCUGUGACGGGACACAACACCUUCAACCUUCCUAGUCAGACGAGACAUUUGAUCGACACCCUGAGAGGUUAUGAGGGUCUGAACUUCGAGGAGGACUGGAAGCUGUUGACCAUCCUCAUGGGCAUGAAUGACAUCUGUGAUUACUGUAAAGAUAAGGCUCUAUUUUCAGUGGAUAACUUCAUUCACUAUAUCACCAUAUCCUUGGAAAUGCUCAUGAAUGAGGUUCCUCGUAUGAUCGUCAAUGUGGUUCAGAUCCUGCCCAUGCAGACCCUGAGGGAGGUGCAGAAGCCCACACCGGGGUGCCGGCUCCAAAGGUCUUUCUGCUCGUGCCUAAUAGAGCCAGCAGCCCGGUCUGAGGAGCUACGGGAGCUGGUAGAAGUCAAUCUGGAGUUCCAGAAGAGGCUUGAGUUGCUGCUGUUCAGUGACCGGUUCUUCAAGGACGACUUCGCCGUGGUUCUUCAGCCCUUUCUGAAACACGCUGACCCCCCCCGCCUCCCGAACGGGAAGAUCGAUAUGACCUUCUUCACUCACGACUGCUUUCACUUCACCAUUAAGGGACACGAAGAGCUGGCGAAGGGACUGUGGAACAACAUGUUUCAGCCAGAGGGGGGAAAGAUGAUCGUGAGCAGCUUCUCCGACCCCAUCAGUCUCAUCUGUCCUCCCAUGGAGCACCCGUACAUGUUCACCCGGCCCCUGGCAGCCCGCUCCGGUCACCCCCCCCUGCAGUCUGCCACUCUCUCGCAGGCAGCCCUCCUCCUCCUCCUGCUGCUCCUCACAGCUCUGGCAUGUCUCCCGGUUGUGUAGCUUUCACUUUUCUGGACUGUUUUCCAGCCUGCCCGUGCUGCGUUGGUUGCUGUUGGGGUUUCAGAGCGAUACAUAUGCAAAGUAGAGUUGGUCAGCCAGACUUUGCAACUGAAUACUGAAUAUUAUUAUAUUUUAUUGGCAUGUUGAGACUGUUGUAGGUGAGAAGCUUUCUUUGGAUGGAUCUGUUGCUGGAAGAAAAACAUAUUUGAUAUUCUAUAUGAUUUAUCAGUCCAAACACACUAACUGAGGGGAUGGGGUGGUCCUCAGUUUUCCCCUCAUUGGAAUAAUAAACUCUAGGUGUAUUUUUAAGCAACGGUCUGGCUAGUACAGUAGUUGCUUUGAAUACACUGUAUCACCUAAUAUAAGUUGCAGAUUUUGUAAAGAAGCAUGUAGAUGAAUAUUUUGUGAAGUUUGUACAUUCAUUAAUAAAACUAAUCAGAUUUUGACCAAAAUGUUUUUGAAAGUGUUUUUUUGUGUAGGAAUCGUGAAUUAUUUUAGAAUGACAUUUCUCAGAUACAUUGUUCUUAUAUUAACAGAGCUUGUUCUGUUUACUCUUGUUGAAUUGCAAAUAAAAAGGUUGGAAUUUCAGACAAAAUGACAAAA
Messenger RNA from Notothenia coriiceps (black rockcod), 1539 nucleotides. Its product is annotated as phospholipase B1, membrane-associated-like. Gene Ontology annotation, molecular function: phosphatidylcholine lysophospholipase A1 activity; A2-type glycerophospholipase activity; retinyl-palmitate esterase activity. The transcript is spliced from 11 exons. Lineage: Eukaryota; Metazoa; Chordata; Actinopteri; Perciformes; Nototheniidae. The coding region runs from base 1 to 936 and encodes 311 amino acids. Gene Ontology annotation, cellular component: brush border membrane. The record is from RefSeq and is a predicted model, not a curated record. Gene Ontology annotation, biological process: phospholipid metabolic process.